Molecule: messenger RNA, 1126 nt
Organism: Durio zibethinus
Lineage: Eukaryota; Viridiplantae; Streptophyta; Magnoliopsida; Malvales; Malvaceae
Product: small ribosomal subunit protein eS4-like
Biological process (GO): translation
Cellular component (GO): ribosome; cytosolic small ribosomal subunit
Molecular function (GO): structural constituent of ribosome; RNA binding
Source: RefSeq, a predicted model, not a curated record
AUAUAUGGAUAAAGCGAAGCUAGGGUUUUGUCUCCCUCUUGUUCGCAUCUUCGAAAUCCACAGGGUUUCAGCGGAAACAGCCGCCUCGCACUAAAAUGGCUAGAGGGUUGAAAAAGCAUUUGAAGAGGCUCAAUGCCCCUAGGCAUUGGAUGCUUGACAAGCUUGGUGGUGCAUUUGCUCCGAAGCCAUCAUCUGGACCUCACAAGUCCAGGGAGUGCUUGCCACUCAUUCUCAUUCUGCGAAACAGAUUAAAGUAUGCUCUAACAUAUAGAGAAGUGAUUGCUAUUCUUAUGCAAAGGCAUGUUAUGGUAGAUGGGAAGGUUAGGACAGAUAAGACCUAUCCUGCUGGUUUCAUGGAUGUUGUGUCAAUUCCCAAGACAAAUGAGGACUUUCGUCUCCUUUAUGACACAAAAGGUCGUUUUCGCCUUCAUGCCAUCACAGGUGAUGAGACUAAGUUUAAGCUUUGCAAAGUUAGGUCUGUUCAAUUUGGCCAGAAGGGUAUUCCCUACCUCAAUACUUAUGAUGGACGCACCAUCCGCUACCCAGACCCUCUGAUCAAGGCUAAUGACACCAUCAAGCUGGACCUAGAGAGCAACAAAAUUGUUGAUUUCAUUAAGUUUGAUGUUGGGAAUGUUGUCAUGGUCACUGGAGGAAGGAACAGGGGACGUGUUGGAGUGAUUAAGAACAGGGAGAAGCAUAAGGGUAGCUUUGAGACAAUCCAUAUUCAAGAUGCUGCUGGCCAUGAGUUUGCAACUCGUCUAGGCAAUGUCUUCACGAUUGGUAAAGGAACAAAGCCAUGGGUGUCACUUCCCAAGGGCAAGGGUAUCAAGCUAUCCAUCAUUGAGGAAGCCAGGAAGAGGCUUGCAGCCCAAGCAGCUGUAUGAAUUUUUUGACGCAUCUCUAGUGUUGUUUCUGUCAUAAGAAUUGAUCUGUUGGAGGAAUGCUGGCUGCUUCCUGUGUCUUGGCUUCUGUAGGGUUUAUGCUAGAAUUUAUGCUUUGCUUUUACUCAUGAGCGCAGUUUUGGACCAAUUGCUAUAUUGUUCUUGAAACUAAGUUGUCAUUACCCUUGGUUUAUGUUGUUACAUUUCAACCAUCAUUUAUCAAGUACCUCAUUGGAUUUUGGUAA